CAUUAUACCGUUCUCGUGAUUCCGUAAAUGUAUUGGAAGCUCUUGACUUGGUGAUACAGGAAUAUAGACUAUAAUUUACUUGUAGUUUUAUUUAGUUUUAGUAUUAUUUAAAAUACAACCUAAGUUUAGCAAAUUCUCGUCAUUUACAAAUUUAUUUAGAUGUAAUAAAUUAACUUAGCACAAAAAUGUUAAUAUAUAAUGCCAUAUUGAAAGUUACAACAUUGUUGAGAAUAACUUAUUAAAAUUCUAUUGAUAAAUUACAACAUCAAUCUUCUAUAUUCCCUAUACUAAAAAACAAAAUCAACGAUCAAAAUUAAAUUAUAACCAAAUAUAAAAUCAUAACGGGCAUGGACAUAUAUUGAGUGGAGUUCAAUUCAUUUUAAAUCUCUUAGUUUUUCUGAAAUUAAAAAUGAAUUUUUAGCGUUCUCAAUAUGAAUUUUUGUGGAAAAACCGGUCUGUUGGGGUUUCAAAAUUUGGUACAAAAUUAUAAGAGUUUCAAAGAAAAAUAUGAUUAGAUUUUUAAAAAGGCCCCAAAAUAUUUUGAAUAUCGUAUAAAAACAAACAUUAAAUAUUAUGUACCAUGAAUUGUCUGUACUGGCAGCCAUUUUGAUUCUUAUUCCAUAAAACAAAGCUAAACCUUAAAGCAUUUAAAUCCCUUGUUUUUGUUUGUAGAGCUUUGUGAUAUUAGUAUGUUUCACAUAAAAGUACAGCUUUAAUUAAUCCAACAUUUUCUUCCACAUUACCACCAAUCAUUAUAAAAGCUAUAAACAUUGGAUGAAAUAACAGUCUUAACAUUAAAUUUCGAAUCAUAAUUUGUUAUCAGCUAAUGCUGUAAAACAUAAAAAACAAAUACAUUUUUAAAUUAAUGUAGUUUAUUUAGAAAAUCGCAAUCCCAAUAAUAUAUAUAUUCACAUGUUACUAAAUCAAAUUCUUAUGUCCAAAUUUUCAUGAAAUUUUAAAUCAAGAAACAAGUUAGGCUUAUAUAAGACAUAUAAAAUUGAUAUUUAUAUUUUAUUGUUUUAAAGUUGUGGAACUAGUAAAGUUCAAUAUACAAACAUAACAAUAACAAACCAUAAAACCUGUUUAACUCUGUAUUUAUUAAAGAAUAUUAAUAUGAAAUUUUCAAAAAUUAUAAUUGAUGUAACUUUUGAUCAUAUUUACUGAUGUAUAUUCAGAACUUGUAUGUAUUAAUUUUAACAUGGAAAAUGUAAAGGGUUAUGCAAGACCAAUAACAUUUUAUGAAUUAGAUCAAACAAAAUCGACUUACUUGUUGAGUCAAUCCUUAACCUAAAAGACUGCAAUUGAUUGAAGAUAGUUUGUUGAUGCACUCCUCCGAAGUUCAAAACACGUGAACUGUGUAUAAAAUUUUAAACACUACCAUAUUUUCCAAACAAGUUAUGUUUCUCUUUUUGUAAAGUUUUAUUUUGUCAGUAAUUGGUUUUUGAAUUUAAAUAAAAAUCACACGUGCAUUAAAUAAACAAUCCUCAACGUUGAACAGUCCUGUUUCCAUUUCUAGGCUGUAGCCCUUAUGCUUGUAUCUCCAUUGUUCUCAUUGUGCAGUACUGAAAUAAUUUGUGAAACCAACAAUUGUUUAUAAAUAAACAAACUGAUCUGUUUCCUGUGCCAAAUAAUUGUAUUCCAUGAGUUUCCUUGCAUGUUAUCUAUUAUGGUGCUGGGACACCCUCGAGGUUCUUCCUUAACUCUGUUUUCUCACGUAUAUUUAGCUGUUGAUUUGGGUACAAAUUUGACUCAAAAGAGAAGUAUAUAAACUGUUGUUGGGUUUGUGCUUAACCCUAUUAUUGAUUUACAAAGUAGUUCUUAGCAACUCCACCCGGCAGUAAGUAUUGUAGGUUUUAGGUUAGUAUAAGUUGAACAGAGAGAGUCAUAGAUAAAAAUACAAAAUACUUCAGGGCCAUCAGCAACUUUGGAUCCGUUAUGUUUCUCUCGGUUGAAUAUCUUCUGUCAACUUAACAAAGGCAUAGUGUGCGCAUGAUUUUGGUACAAAAUACAAACCGAUGUUAAUGCCAAAAGAUAAUUAUACUGAGAAAAAAUUGUUAAUAAACUGAUUACAUAGUACGGUUCAUCUCAUUUAACGUUUUUCCUCUUGUAAUUUGAUAAAGUAAUUAUAACAGGAAAGCAGUCAACUAUUGAUAAGUACUAUUUUUUCACGUUUUCCGUUAAGUGAGGAGGAAAUAAGAUUUUGACAAGGAAAAUCGUGUUGCUGAUGGCACUAGUGAUGAUGAUGUACUUAUAUUAGUGUCACAUGUUCGUAGUAUCAGUAUAUAUGUUCGGAUGUUUGUUCACCAGUCUAGUGCAAGAUGCGGCCUGUCGGCGCAGUCGUGGGAAACCUAUCCUGGAGAGAGAGCGACACAGAGUGCUCCACUCUACCCACAGAUGAGUUCCUUGGAGUACACGGAACCCCUAUGGUGCGAGCAAAUGCAAGACAUGAGUGGUUACGUGCUCCCGGACAUAAUCUCGCCGCCAUUGGAUGAACAGUUUCAAUUAAACUUUAGUACAGCACAAACUGAACAUGACUUUGACCUGCAAAAAUUCAGGAAAUCCAUCACCAGAGGAGUUAUUAUUGAGGGAACAAACCAAAGUUUUAUGCGAAGACUCUAUCACGUUUGAUAAUAAUUCCAACUACAGCGACUUACAUACCAAAAUGAAAGCGUGGCUCCCAAAAAUCUCUGCUGUGGAAAUAGAUGAGUUCGCCACAACCAAUAUGAUUAGUGGUAACGGGUGUUUUCCACCCUGUACUGAUUCAGAGACCAUACAGACCUUACCACAACCACCUAGGGAGGAAAACAGGCCUUCAGCCACCGACGCUAAACAAAGACACCUAUCUAUAUUUGACUGUGAAGAACCACAUAUCAAAGACGACCAAGACAUUUUAUCCUUGUGUUACAAUGAUAUCAAACCUGAAUUUGACGAUUUGACAGAUGAUGUGGAGGUAGCAGAAGAAGUAGUGGUGACGACUGUUCUGGAUGAAUCGAAAUCAAAAAUGUUUUUGGGUUCACACUUUUUUGACUCUGCUUCCCCCGAGUAUCUUGUGGAUCCAAAAGAAGAGACGAUGUUGCCUUCUGAAACGAACGAAGAGAUCUCAUCACCUCUCGGUGCGUCCUCACUGAUGGAGACGUCGAUCAACUUUGACUCGAACUUCUCUGCGGAGGAUGACCUCUAUUCGCUGGAGCCUGAACCACAACCUCGUGUGGAACCUCCUCGGCCCACAACCAGGUUACAUCCUCCGCUCCGGUUGAAUAUUGAGGCUGCGAGUCAACUACCCUUGGGAGGGCUUCUGGACACACCCGAGAUGCUAAACCCGGUUCUCAAACCUGAAGACGAGUUUGAUCUUGUUCAACUUCCUUCUGACCAGUGGUGACUCGAACAGCCGGCUUCCUGCCACUCCCGUCGUCACCAGACCAUGCCCCCAAAGACGAGGGAAGAGUCAUCUCUCUAUCGCAGACCUGAAGGAGUGUCACAAGUAUGGCCGAGGGAAGCCAUCACCUUCACAUUCACCUGCACCCUCACCGUCACCCUCAUGCUCCUCAGGCCGCCCGGCACGCAAGAGUGCCACAAAGUUCAAGAGACUCCUGGAAGAGGGCCUCC
This is a messenger RNA of Homalodisca vitripennis (glassy-winged sharpshooter), 3606 nucleotides long. RefSeq lists its product as uncharacterized. The transcript is spliced from 3 exons. The record is from RefSeq and is a predicted model, not a curated record. Lineage: Eukaryota; Metazoa; Arthropoda; Insecta; Hemiptera; Cicadellidae. Bases 2531 to 3379 code for a protein of 282 amino acids.